AUGUUUGGUCAGAUGUAUCCACAAAAAAUGUCAUCCUCAUCAUCAUCUUCGUCGUUCUUCAUCCGAGAUAUUUUAAGACCGGAAAGUAACACUUCUAAUGCGACGCCAUCCGGAAGGUUCUACCCCGGGAUGGACCAGCCAUUAAUGGGUGUGUCGCAACCCUACCUCACCCCACCUUUUCAUAAUGGUACCGUUGGGACAGUGACCAGUCCCACUUUGGGAAUGACACCAUACCAAGCCAGUUUUUACACAGCAAUGCAAAGGGGAUUUCCACUUGAUAGUAUGGUGGACCUGAGGGACGCCAUGACAGUGCCUAUUCCACUUCCGGUUUAUAUAAGGUCAAGAUCGCAAGAGGACGCGGAAAGUUUGAUGAAGCCGAGAAAAUGUCGACGGAGCCGGACCGUCUUCACGGACCUACAACUAAUUGGGCUAGAGAAGCGUUUUGAAGGACAGAAAUAUCUCUCAACGCCAGAGAGACUAGAUUUGGCAGAUAGUCUUGGGCUCACACAAAUCCAGGUCAAAACUUGGUACCAAAACAGACGGAUGAAAUGGAAAAAAUUGGUCAUGCAGAAAGGCGGGUCAGAAUCACCGACAAAACCGAAAGGAAGACCAAGAAAGGAUAAUCCAGACACAGAGAAGGAACUUUGUGAAAAAUAUCGAACACAAGAACGAUUGGACGAAAGUCCACCAAUAAGAAAUCACGUUAGUAAUGACAAUAACCAUCCAGAAUCAAUUUCACAAAAUCUUGUUUAUCAGAAAGUUUUCCACAAGCCAUUAUCCGGGUGA
Ylistrum balloti is the source of this 786-nucleotide messenger RNA. RefSeq names its product homeobox protein BarH-like 1. Gene Ontology annotation, biological process: regulation of DNA-templated transcription. Gene Ontology annotation, molecular function: DNA binding; DNA-binding transcription factor activity, RNA polymerase II-specific. The transcript has 3 exons. The record is from RefSeq and is a predicted model, not a curated record. Bases 1 to 786 code for a protein of 261 amino acids. NCBI's taxonomy places the organism in Eukaryota, Metazoa, Mollusca, Bivalvia, Pectinida, Pectinidae.